ACACACACACACACACACACACACACACACACACACACACACACACACACACACACACACACAGGCUGGAUGUUUGUAUUGAUUUAUGACAGAAAAGCCCAAUCACUUUCUCUGCAAUCAAUCUCAGCAACAGACUGAACCCUCCUUAACUAACAGGAAUCCUCUCAUUUCCAGGAAAAAUUUUGUUUUCAUUUUGACCCGCCAAAAUAAAACACAAAAAUAAAAUGCAGAAAACACUUGGAUAAAUUAUAAAAUAAUUUUAUUUUGAAGUUUCUCCUAAGAGAGUACAAGAAUAUAUCUGGUUUUUCUACAAGAAAAGACUUUUUAUUUUCACACUGAAUUAUUGUUAAAUCAGAGCACACACUCUGUCCUUCACACACAGUCACACACACACACACACACACACUCUCGGGGCCUUUGUAAAAGGCAGCAGACAUGAUGAGUGAAGGUCAGUCUCACUCAGAAAACAUGAAGUUGUCCUCAAAGUUUACAGCGAGCAUCAACAGAGCACAACCUGAGCAGCUUCAACAUGAAGUAACACCAGCUCACUUCCUCUGUCCUUUCAAAAUAAAGGACCGGUUCAUGAAGGAAAUGACAGCAGUCCCGCGGUCUGUUGAUGAAGAUCCUCCAUCACCAUCCUCAGUUCCUACCACGGCCUCCACACGUCUCUGUGGGGACUGCACGGCUGCUUUUCUGCAGGCUGAGGAGGUGAGGAAGAGGAGCGCGGCGCGGGCUCGGAGUCCCGGCCUCCUCUGUGCAGCAGGUGGAGGUGUGGCAGCGUCAGCUCCUUCAGGGGGUCCGAGGACAGGAAGUGCAGCGUCUCCUUCCAGCAGCGGGAGUAGCCGUGGCUCUGCGGGCUCUGAGGCUGCAGCUGCUGCUUGAGGAACACCACGGUCAUUUCCAGCACGUCGGCCUUCUCCAGCUUGGCGUUGGGAUCCUGUUUGUGGAACUCCUUCUCCAGCAGCACCUUGAGCUGCUCGAUGCAGCUGUUGAUGCGAUCUCUGCGCAGCUUCUCCACCAGAGGUUUCCUCAGCUGGAGGAGAGAGAGAGGAAGAGGUCAGGUCAGCCAAAGGUGGAGAGAGAAAAGAGGAGAGGAGAGAGGAGGGAGAGAGGAAGAAAGGGAGGGAGUUCAGAGAGGAGGACUUACUUUGUGUCUGUCUUUGGAGGAGAGCUGGGAGUGUGUGGAGGAGCAAGGAGCCAUGGAGGAGCAGAGAGGAGCUUCAGUGGAGCUUGAGCAGAGUGAGCUGUGAGGAGAGCCAGGAGCCCCCUCCUCUAUUUAUACAUGCACACACAUUAACAUGACAAAGACAGGAGGCCCAGGCUGCAGCAGCUUUCCCACACUCACAGCACACACACACACACACACACACACACACACACACACACACACACUGAGAGGAGUGUUUUUUAUGAUCUGGGAACCUUCCUGCUGCAGAUGUUUGGUCCUGAUGAGGACAGUAAACACAUAAAGAUAAGAGCUCAACACUGGCUGCACCUCACUUUAUCUGCUCUUCACACACACACACACACACACACACACACACACACACACACACACACACACACACACACACACACACAGAAACUGAAAUAUCAUUAAGACAGAAUCAAAUCUGUUUAUCACUGAAUGAAACUUUCUGAGAGAAAACAGUGACGAGGAAACGUUGAUCCAACAGAGAACAUUAGAAAUGCAAAAGUCUAAAUAUUCAUCUUAAGAAUUUUAAAGUAAAUGCAGUAAGAUAAUUGUGUUCACAGAAAAUGUCACACAGAGCUGUACAUUGUUUCAUUGAGGACAAGUAGGCAAGUGCAACUGGUCAUUGUGGAAUUAAAAUGCGCAUAAAAUAAACGUGGCAUUUUCUAAUACGAGAAUAUUUCUUCUUCAGUCCUGACAGUUUCAAUGAAACAUUAAAAGUUUCAUAUUUUGGAUGGUCACUCUAGAGUCAGUUGUCUAAGGCUGCAGUAAUGUACAUUUUUUCUUAAUUUUUCAUAUUAAUGCUGUUGCAUCCCAACAUAAAACACAAGCAUCUUAAAAUCGAGCAUUGUGUAAAAAAGUAAAGUUAAAAAUAUAUAUAAAUAAAAAUAUUUGUAUGUAUCAUCAAAACAUUUAACAAUAAAAGUUCAUAGUUGUGUCUUCUCACCUUGUGCUCAAAGUUUUAUUUUUAGAAGAAUGAUCCUGUCUUGGCAGUUUCAACAAAAACAAACCUGCAGAUUCAAUCAGUCCAAGUGCUCAGGUUCAGCUGACUUUUUGAAAUUGUGGGCUGUGUUUAUGCAAGAUGGAAACAUCUAGUUUGACACCUUUAAAACAAAAACGAUCAUAUCAUGAAACAACGCAGUAAAAAACACGCUACAACUGUUAAUACCAGGCUUUCUCACUUAUCAAAUUAAACAACAAGAUUUUAAGACCUUAACCAGUCUUACUUCUCUGAGCUUACUUUAGACUUAUCAGAGUUCCCUGAACAGCCAUUUUAUCAGGCCCUGUUUCCUGGUGUGUGACCCUGCUGCACUUUGUCAUUGAAUGUUUUACUUCUAUGCGAACCCCUGUGGUGUCACUCUGAAGUUUCUAGAGUAAAUCUGACAUUAGAAUUUCCUCCAUUUUAUCAGGAGUGGGAAAUUAUCUGAUUUUAUUGAUACUGAGGCCUUUCUUCUUUGCAUAUUAAUUUAUUUACUCUUUUAUCAAUUCUUAAGUAAGGUAAUUUAUUUAUUUAUUUUUUGUUUCAUCAACACAAAUUUCAUUUUUCUGCUGGGAUAGGGAAGCCUCACUGGGCCAUUACAGGUCAGCUGAUACACAGCCUCUGACUGAGGGACAAAUCAAAGAUGGUAUCCUUCAAUUAUAGAAAAAUGUUGUCAAUAUUUUGCUAAAAUUAAUCUAUAAAUAAUCACAGAUUAUCUUUGUUUUCCGAGGGAUUGGAUCUGGACAGUUUCUGAAAUACUCUGAUCUUCUAUGCGGGGUCGAAAAACUGCUGAACUCUUGGAUGUCAAAGAUAUAAAUAGAGUUUAUUGCUGGAAAGCUGCCGGUCUCACAGAGAGAGUGGAUUUGAUUGUAAACUGGUGCAUACUGUUCUUGCUUCUUAGACCGGAUAUUUUAGGCACACCAGGUUUGGGUUGAAUGAGACAGCAUUUUGGACUUUUUUUUUUCUCUGCCAUUAUUUCUUCUUCGGCUGUAGUUCCUGCUGGUUGCUUCUUAGGGGCUGUCAUUGUUUGGGGUCUAAGUUGAAGCCAUGGAUAAAGGAACCAUUUGGCCUCACAUCAAAUGAUGUUAAGGGAUGGAACUCACUGGAACUGAUUCUGAUCUGACACCCGAUUUUAUUUUCCAUCUCUUGGUUUGUCUUUUAUAGACCCCACUUGUCUGCAUUUAUUGUUACCUGUGUAUGGUGUUGUGUAAUGUACAUUUGAAGAUUUUAACCACUGCUACCUGUUGUUCUCAUCUAUCAGGGUGUAACACAGUGAUCUCUGAGUAAAUCCACCCCUGAGUCAGUCUGUCUGAGUCAGACGAGACAGACGGCACACUUCCACCUCCACCAUAAACCGUCUCUCUCUAAACCCCCAACCAUCACACAAACACCCCUCACCCCGCAGUGUAUGAAGCCCCCCUAUACCAUCCCUCUACUGCUGUCUACGUGAACAGGGCCUGCAAUAGCACCAGGUAGACAGUGCUUAAAAAAAGGCAGAUAAAAAGUUAAUAAAAACCUUGUUGUGUUUUGUAUUGUAUUAACUUUGAUAUCUGACAGUGUUUGCCAUAAAAAUGAAUCACACUCCAGCUGAGGUUUGAUAAGGUUUCUUUACUGUUUUCAGAUUUUUACCAAUCAGAUAAAGACAGUGGAAUUUAAGUCAACUUUCACAUUAACUAUAUUAAAUAGUGUUGAAAAAAUAGAGACGCAUAAACCCCUGAUUUCAGAGUUUAAUUUCUUUCUAAGUCAGCUUUUUAUGAUUGAGCUGAAAAAGACUUAAACCAUAAUGUUACAUUUGUAUGACCAAGUUUUAAUCUCAUGAGAAAAUGACUCAAAGUUUUUAAAAUCUUUCUCAAAGUUUCUAAAUCUUAAAUGAUUAAUCUUUCACUUGUUCUCAUUGCCUUUUAAUUUCAACCAAUAAUAUUUUAAUGUCAUGUUUAAUGCCCAAACAUAUUUUAUUUCCACUCGUGUCUCAUCAGUCUUGACUUUAAAAUUCAUGCUGUUUUGUAGUAUUUUUCAUGUUUAUCGUUAUUAUGCUAAAUGUUGAGUUUGUAUUUAACGUGCUGUAGGCUACAGGAUUUCUUUAUGUUGUUGUUUUUGUUGUUGCAUGUUUCCCGUCGAGUGGCGCGUGGAUGUCUCCCACAGCAACAGCUCAGUGUGAGGCUGUUAGCUGCUUCCUGCUGUCACCUCGUGCCCGCCGUCACGUGACUCGCCGUGAACCAUUUGAGGCAUCAUUCUGAUACAUCUGUUUGUGUGUGAGCGUGAGGAGUCUUUGAUGUUUGCGUGGACGUGAGAACGUCAGGUGGGAGGUGUGACAGCACGUGACAGAGCGUGGCACACUUCAGAUCAGAGAGGAGGAGGAGGAAGUGCAGGAGGUGUCUCAGACAGGACGCUGUCUGUGUCUGGUUUUAUGACUUUUACGGCUGCGGACUGUGGGAAAGUCUUAAGUGUGAAGAGUCCACGCGGACCGGAGCCCCCUCAGCAGUAUAAAUAAGACCCGGGAUCAGCAGAGACCCACACAGACCCACACAGACCCACAGAGACUGAACCAUGGCUCCUGUAACCCAGAACAGACCUGAAGAGAAACCUGAGGACCCUAACAGCUCCAACAAGGUGAGGACCGAAAACCUUCUUCUCCUUAUUCUUCAUCAUCAUCAUCAUCAUCAUCAUCUUCUUCUUCUUCUUCAGUAUCUCACGAUGUCUUUUUUUCCUUUACAGCUGCGUAAACUGAUGGUGGAGAAAGUGCGGAGAGACCGGAUCAACCACAGCAUCGAGCAGCUCAGAGCGCUCCUGAACCCGGCGGCCCCCCCGGGAGAAGAGCCCUCUUCCCGGCUGGAGAAGGCGGACAUCCUGGAGCUGGCUGUGGGGCUCCUGAAGCGGCGCGCUCUGGCCCGUGUGGCCCCCAGUUACUCUCAGGGCUUCUCUCAGUGUCUGCAGGAGACCCUGCGCCACUUGUCGCUCCAUGCGCCCCUAAAGCCCGCAGAAAGAGAGGAGAUCAAACGCUUCUACGUGCUGCAGAGAGCGGCGCUGCAGCGGCACGUAUGCGGCGAGCAGAGGCGGCGGAGCGCGGCGCGGAAGCGUUCAUCUUUACGUUCCUCUGCGCGGAAUGACGGCACUUUGUGGAGGCCGUGGUAGUUUGGACUUUCUCUGAUUCAUGUUCGCUUUCUAAUUUCAUGGACAAGCUGACAGGCUGCGCGCGCACACACACCUGGAUCUGCGUGCAUGACGCAAACUUUGCGCGUGAGUUUGGAGCUUUGGUGUGUGCAGUUGUGCAAUAUUUGCACAUUUUUACAAAUUCGAGGUUAUUUUUCUACUGUGUAGACAAACAGGAGGGAGCGCAGGCUUUCUGUGAAGGCUGCACGUGCUCCUCCAAUCGAUUGUAAUUAGUCUGUUGUGUCUUGAAGUUAUUAAAUCAAUAAAUAUUAUUCAUAUUAUUACUCAAAUAUCUCUGGUGUUUUUAAUUAGGUUUCUUGUCUGUUGCGUAUUCAUUCUUUCAUAAAGUUCUCAGCAAUCAUUGUCAUGAAAAUGUUCCUCGUGUAGCCUAUUAGGUCAGCCUGGCGCUCGCUCACCAACAGGAAUUGCAUCACGAGCGCCCUUUGGUGGUAUGAAAGCGACACAGACAGACAGACGGUUCACUUUCAGGCUGAACCCCAGUUUCCUCUCUAAACCCUGAGUCCUAAAACCCUAAACCUUGAGUCCUGAGUCAUUGAGGACUAAACUGACAUCUACCGAAAAGUGAGUGAGCAUGUGAGGUUGUCAAGGCCUGAAAUGAAAUUAUAAAGGGACAUCACAUAGAGACUUCUCACAAACACUAACAGAAUAACAUCAUAUGAGCAUCCUCUGCAUCGUCACUUUGACCUCAUGCCAUCAGGCCGCAGAUACAGAUUACCCAAGUGGAAGAGGGUUCAGUUUAGUAAGAGUUUCAUCCCAACAGCCAUCGCCACAGUAAACAAGCUUAAACUGCCUCACCGCUAGGAAGGUCUCUGUGUAUUCUGGGGGGGUUCUCAUGGCCUGUCCUUGUAAUAUGUUUUGUGUCAUAUGGUAUAUGUUGUCUGUACUCCUGUUUUGUGUUAGAAUAAGACCUGUGAAAGCAA
Xyrichtys novacula (pearly razorfish) is the source of this 6262-nucleotide messenger RNA. The record is from the annotation of a GenBank genome assembly. Lineage: Eukaryota; Metazoa; Chordata; Actinopteri; Labriformes; Labridae.